UCCGCCUUAAGCCCAGUCGCUUCUUUCCGGACCCCUGCAAGCUGGGAUCUCUGACUCCCGUCUGCACGCGGGCCCGAGCGGAACUAUCGCGGCGCUUGCAGGGCGGGGCCGGGGCUGGCCCGCAGUUCUAUUCUGCAGGGAAGGCGUUUCCCUUGAUAGGAGGCAAAAGACGCCGAAAGAAGCAAGACUGUGAUUCUCAUAUAAGAAAAGCCCAGUUUUUCAUGUGUGCGCCCCCUUCUCAGCUGUCUGAGGAACCUGCCACUUCUGGAGAGAAGAAAGACGAGGCGCGAAGGAUGUCUCUGGAACUUCUCAAAGCUAUGUACCAGGAGUUGGUGACCUUUGGAGAUGUGGCCGUAGACUUUUCCCAGGAGGAGUGGGAUUGUCUGAAUUCUUCUCAAAGACAUCUAUACAGUAAUGUGAUGCUGGAGAACUAUAAGGUCUUAGUCUCACUGGGUCUUUGCUUUUCUAAGCCCAGUGUGAUAUUAUUGUUGGAACAAGGCAAAGAGCCCUGGAUGGUGAAGAGAGAGCUCACAAAAAGCUUGUGCUCAGGUUGGGAACCUUUGUCUGAAACUGGAGAAUUAAGCCCAAAGCAGAAUAUUUAUGAAGAGCACUCAUCGCAAAAGAUAUUAGAAAAACUUACAAGCUAUGGCCUUGAUUACCAGCAUUUAAGGGAAAAUUGGAAAUAUGAGGAUCAUCUUGAAAGACAGCUACAGAAUCAGAAAGCUUGUUUUAAGGAUGAGAUGGUCACUCAUGAUGAUGCCCUUGAGGAAAUAGGACAAGAACAUAACAAAUCUUGGGGAUCCUUGUAUUCGAAAAUACAGCUUCACAAACAACAGGUACUCCCCAAAGAGGAGGAAGUAUAUAAACAUGAAACACUUAGGAGAACCUUUAAAAAGAGUUCAAUUACCAUUAAGCCUAAAAAUAUUUAUACAGAGAAGAAACUUCUGAAAUGUAAUGACUGUGAAAAAGUCUUCAGCCAGAGCUCAUCCCUUACUCUGCAUCAAAGAAUUCACACUGGAGAGAAACCUUAUAAAUGUAUAGAGUGUGGGAAAGCGUUCAGUCAGAGAUCAAAUCUUGUUCAACAUCAGAGAAUUCAUACUGGAGAAAAACCUUAUGAAUGUAAGGAAUGUAGGAAAGCCUUCAGUCAAAAUGCACACUUGGUUCAACACUUGAGAGUUCAUACAGGAGAAAAACCUUAUGAAUGUAAGGUGUGUAGGAAAGCCUUCAGCCAGUUUGCCUACCUUGCUCAACAUCAGAGGGUACAUACUGGAGAGAAACCCUAUGAAUGUAUUGAGUGUGGGAAAGCAUUUAGCAAUAGAUCAUCCAUUGCACAACACCAGAGAGUUCAUACGGGUGAGAAACCUUAUGAAUGUAAUGUCUGUGGGAAAGCAUUUAGUCUUCGUGCAUAUCUUACUGUACAUCAGAGAAUACAUACUGGAGAGAGACCCUAUGAGUGUAAGGAAUGUGGAAAGGCUUUUAGCCAGAAUUCACAUCUUGCUCAACAUCAGAGAAUUCACACUGGAGAAAAACCGUAUAAAUGUCAGGAAUGUAGGAAAGCGUUUAGCCAGAUUGCUUAUCUUGCUCAACAUCAAAGAGUUCAUACUGGAGAGAAACCCUAUGAAUGCAUUAAAUGUGGGAAGGCUUUCAGCAAUGACUCAUCCCUAACUCAACACCAGAGAGUUCAUACUGGAGAGAAACCUUAUGAAUGUAAUGUUUGUGGAAAGGCUUUCAGUUAUUGCGGAUCCCUUGCCCAACAUCAGAGAAUUCACACUGGAGAGAGACCCUAUGAAUGCAAGGAAUGCAAAAAAACCUUCAGGCAGCACGCACACCUUGCUCAUCAUCAGAGAAUCCAUCUUGUGGAGUCACUCUCACCACCUAAUCCAGUCAGUCACCAAGUCCUAUAGACCCUCUGAAAUACUUAUGUAAUUUAUACCCUUCUCCAUCUCUGAUGUCACCCCUGGUCUAAGAUGUAUCUCACCUGGAUCACUGCUAGAGAUUUCAUCUGAUUUGGGUCUUCCUAUAUCAAUUUUUUAUUCCCUUAAGUACAAUUUCCACCAUGUACCCAAAGUUUUAGUUUUGAAGUAUAAGACCACACAUAUCAAUGUCUCUGGUUAAAACUAAUUUUGCUAUUUUUAAGUUGACAUUCAAUCAUUAAAUUUGUCUAUGGGUGCUCUAUUUUAUGUUUUGUAUAUUUCUCAACUUUAUUUUACUUUCCCUCUCUGGGAGCUGGGCACUUUUAGGCCCGAGAGCUUAGAUUUUGGAAAAACCGUAUCUCUAGUACCUUUGAGUAAUUUGCCUGGCUUAUCUAAACCUCAGGAUUUUAGUUCUGAAAAUAGGAAUACUAAGGGAUACUGUGUUGUAGAAACGUAUUACAUGAAAUGGUGUCUCUUGUAGCCUGAUGCAUUUACAGUAAGAAAUUUGCAUGUAAAAUACUUCACUAGUGCAUCAAAUAUAGCAGAUGUCUAACAAACCUGUGUUAACUACCUAGACCCCUUAGUGGAAAAAGUAGACCAUACCUGAGCAGAUCAGAAUUGAAAAAGUGUAAAAUAUUCAGAGCAUAAAUUAAAAUAUUUGUUCUAUGGGUGACUGGUCAAACUAGACAUAACCAAAGCUAUAAUACAUAUCCAGCUUUAGAACAUUCCUGAAGAAAACUAAGCAUGAGUACAAACUGGAAGCAUUCUCACCAAGAAUAAUUUAUGUUUUGAUCAAGGCCAUAGAGAGCACAAUUGAUAAAAAAUCUGUAAACAAAUUCUACUAUCCUAUAAAAACAAGGCACAAAAUCUAAUUGUGGGUGAAUCUGAAUAAUUUUGUAAGUAUUUAAACUGUUCUAUAUAAUAGGUAAAAUGAUUUAAAUGUAUCUAGUGGCUAUAAAAUUAAAUUGGAGAGACAGUAAUUUAGGUAUGGUGCUUGCUUGCACGUAGCUAACCUAGGUUCCAUCCCUAGCACCCUAUAUGGUCCCCAGAGCAUAACCAGGGGUGAUGCCUGAGUGAAGAUCUGGGAGUGAGCUCUGAACACCACCAGGUAUGACCCCAAAACAAAGAGAUUCAGGAAAGAAAAAUACAGAUUAGAGUUACUAUAUGAUAUAUAAGUAUUAACUUAUACAUACAUAUAGACCUUCGUUAAAUGAAUAUUGAGUACCAAAUAUUUGCCACUGUUUUGGGUUGAAGGAAACAAUAAUGAACAAUACAUGUCCUCAUGGAGUUAAAUUCCAGAUACUGAGACAGCCUUAUGUAAUAGGUUUUCUAGAUUUUGAAAAUUAAAUGUAAUUUGAGUGUAAUACUUCCUAAACCACAGGAUUCCAGGCUUAUUUGAUCUACCACUCCCUUUCCCUAAAAAUGUUGCUCAGUCAUCUCUGAAAGUUUAUCUUUUAAAAGCAAAGAAACAAAUUGUUUCCCAACUGCUUCUGGGUCUACUAUCAGCCCCUGGACUGUUCCAGCAACUCUGGGGUAUCACUCACUUUGGGAAAGUGGUCAAGACUAAAGAGACUCAAUACAGUUAUUAGUUAUUCUUAAUUUACAAAUUGGGUUGCAGGCCUAAGCAGGAUUUCUCUGUGGGCAUUUUUGCCUUUUUAAUUCACAAUUUUAGGAAAUCUGUGAACUGUAAAUUCUUGUGAAUAGCAAGAAAAAUCGCAGAGUGAUCUAGUAGAAAUUUUGCAUAUGGCAUGGGGCUCAUACAAAUGGAGAAUCUCCAAUAGUAAGGCAAAUGAAAUUAAAAUCACCAUUUCUAUUUCAAUAUCAUUGGGACAAAAAAGCUUUACCAUACCCGUUACUGGAAAGAGGUUAAGUAACGGAAAUAUUUAUACAGUGUUAACAGAUAAUUAUGAUAGGAUAAUUUGGCAAUAUUUAGUAAAGUUGAAGAUGUAGUAACAUUGAUCUAGAAGCUCCAUACUCUCCAAAUGUGUUAUUUAUUGUUGGUGAGAGAAAGAAUAUUUAAAGCAAUCAAAGCAACCGUUAAAUAUGUUAAAAUGAAGUAAACCUCUCACUAAUAUGAAUAUAUCUCAAAAAAGUAAUGAUACUGAACUAGAGUUUAUGUAUAAUGUGCUGCUUAUGCAUAUAAACUUUGAAAACAUGUAAAAACGCUUUGUGUAUUUUCCUUGACACUAUGUCAUUUAGAAAUAAUAAAAUGACAUGAAAGUAAUCAAAUACAAAAGAAUGGUAUCCUACAGGGAGAGAAGGUAAAUGUGAAAUUGAAGAAAGUUCACAAAAGAUACCUUUAAAUAAUCUGAAGAUUAAGCAAACAUGACCGAUACUUAUCUGAUAAAGCUGGAUGUUAGUUUAUAGAUAAGUUCUUAUUGUUUCUUUCUGAAUAUUUAAACUUUCAUAAUAAAAAUAUAGAUCAUUAAAAUGCUUGCCUUUGUUAUUUUUUAUUCAGGUAUGCUACUUGUGUUGCCAUCCAUGUUCACCAAUUUCUUAAGAAAUAAGAUUGUAAUCUAUUUGAGGGAAUAAGUACAAUUUGGUGACUUCCCUUUCUUGUUUGUUUUGAGAGUGACAUUUACACUGAGAAUCUUAAAAGUUACUAUGUUUACUCUAUUCUUUCCUCCAUUUUAUUAAGAUUACUACUAUUUAAGUCAUAAAAGGAUGUUUUGACAUAUGUAUACACUGAAUUAAUUAUAUUGAACUAAAAACACCCCAGUUGUUAAUUUUUGUAUGUUGUGAGAAUAUGAGGUCUAAGCAAAUUUUAAGUAUUUACUAACUCUAGUCAUGUUCUAAGUUAGGUUUUCCUACAUUUGUUUUGGGGGCACAUCUAGAGAUACUCAGGUUACUCCUGACAGUGCACAGAGAACCAUAUGAGAGCUGAAGCAGGAUUGAUGGAUUUUUAUGGAGUUGUUUUUAUAUAGGCCCAUGCUUUUAAAAAUAUUAUUUCUAGCAAGUAACUUUCGUUUUGGGGGUGCACCCAGCUGUGCUCAAAGCUUACCUGUGACUCUGUACUCAGGGAUCACUGCUGGUUGGGGGAUAUAUGGGGUUCUGGGAACCAAAUCUGGGUUGGUGGUUGACUGCAUGCAAGGCAAGUGUUGUACCCAUUGUACUCUCACUUGACCCUUUCAUUUUCAGUGUUUGUUGUGGGGAGAGCCACACCUGGCAGUGCUCAGGGGAUCAUAUGGUUCCAAAGAUUGAAUUUGGGUUAACUGUCUGGAAGGUAAAUGCCUUACUGUGUUACCGUUUUAGUCUGAAUACCGAGUUCUUUGUUUUGCUUCU
Messenger RNA from Sorex araneus (European shrew), 5195 nucleotides. RefSeq names its product zinc finger protein 570 (gene ZNF570). Gene Ontology annotation, biological process: negative regulation of transcription by RNA polymerase II. The record is from RefSeq and is a predicted model, not a curated record. Gene Ontology annotation, molecular function: DNA-binding transcription repressor activity, RNA polymerase II-specific. The coding region runs from base 222 to 1904 and encodes 560 amino acids. The transcript is spliced from 5 exons. Lineage: Eukaryota; Metazoa; Chordata; Mammalia; Eulipotyphla; Soricidae.